Aspergillus calidoustus is the source of this 1794-nucleotide messenger RNA. Lineage: Eukaryota; Fungi; Ascomycota; Eurotiomycetes; Eurotiales; Aspergillaceae. The record is from the annotation of a GenBank genome assembly.
AUGGGCACUCCUCUAGGGUCGACUUGGACGGAUACAUCGCUCAGCGUUCUUGCACCGAAACCUUUGCCUUCAUCUUCAUCCUCCGAUUCCUCAACUCCCCGUAAUUAUGCUGUUUUGAAGCCGAAGUCCUGCCUUGCGUGUCGAAAAAGAAAGGUCAAAUGUGACAGGCAGCUCCCCUGCGGCAACUGCUCCCGAUGGACUAUCGAAUGCAUAUUUCCGUCCCCGAUCCGAAGAUGCCCACGGGCCCGAACCAAAACAGGAGCAACGCGCUCGCGUGGCGACCAGGCGCUUCAGGACAGGAUCCACAUGCUCGAAGCACAGGUCUCUGAGCUGACUGAGACCGUUAGCGCGCAAGCUGAGAGGCUCCGACAGGUCACUACACCCGGGGGUUCGAUGUUCCCCUUAAGUCACACCUGGGCUCAUUCCGUUGCGCCAUUGAAUCCGUCUUUAGCGCUAGGGCAGACAUACUGGCAAGUAUUUCUGGAGAGGGUCGACCCACUAAUCAAGGUGGUUCAUCGGCCCAGUGCGUCUCGGAUCCUGCGAAGCGCCAUAGACAACCCUACUUUAUUGAAUGAGGGUCAGGGCGCGCUUCUACAAGUAAUAUAUCUCGCUUGUAUUUCCGCCAUGGACGAGGCCGACAUACAGGCUAAUCUACAAAUGUCCAAAGCUACGGCAGUCUCUACCUACCGUAUGGCAGCCGAGCAAGCCCUAGCUCGUGCAGGGUUCCUCACCACCAAUGACUGGAAUACGAUGCAGGCUCUUGUCUUAUUCAUUGCUUUAAGUCGACUGCAGAACAAUCAUAAAUCUGCAUGGACCCUCGCUGGUCUUGCAGAACGCCUAGAUAUCUCUCUAGAAGAAGAUGGCUCGCGCUUCGGCGCCGAGAUGCGGCGUCGCCUACGCUGGCACAUGUGGUAUCUAAACCGCCGUAUACAAGAUGACCGAGGCUCAAACCCCAACAUCUCUCCAGUAGGAGUCGAUCUCCCUCUCAACUGCCGCGACACCGAGCUUACCCAAACCAUGACCACCCAACCAAAUAUGCAUCAUGGCUGGACGGAAAUGAGCUUCUGCCUCCUCCGCUACGACCUCGCAACGACAGACCGGAUCGUCGAAAGCGAUGUCCCCUGGCUCAUCAAAACAAAAGCCGUAAGAGAAUGCCAGCACAGACUGCACACCCAGUAUCUCGCCUACUGCGACGGCAGCGAACCCAUCCACUGGCUCGCCGGCCACAUAUCCUACGUGAUGAUCACAGAGAUGUGGAUGAAGCUCUUUAGCCCGCAGUUCUUCGCCUCCUCUCCAUCCUCCCUUGACUCCGAGGCCACUUCAGCCCACGCAGUCCGCGACCAACUCUUCGACGCCGCAGUCGACAUCCUCGACACUCAAAAACGCCUCGAGAAAGAGAUCGCUGCCCACAACUGGGAGUGGACGCUCAGCGGCUACUUCCAGUACGUCCCCCUAGCCUUCCUCCUGAACGAACUCCGCUGGCGGCGCAGCGAUCCGCGGACGGACCGGGCGUGGGAAGUUGCGGAGCGAUCAUUCGGGCGGUGGUCGGAGGAGGCGAAAAGGUCUGUUCAUGGGGUUAUGCUUACGGAGCUUAUGAGUAGUGUGCUGGUUGCAAGGCAGCAGGCGAGUGAGUUCCAGUCCAUUGCGGACUCGUAUCUUGUUCCCGAUGAAGGGGUCUUUGACGACGCAGGUGGGUUUUCAGGGCUGGGCCAGGAUGAUGUUUGGCCGGGUUUGUUGCCGCAGGAUAUGUUUCAGUUUGGGUUGCCGGUUGAAAGGGUUUAUCAGGUUCAGUAG